UCGAAAUGCGAAACAAAAUGUUUGAAUACGUGAUAUUAAUAUUGUUAUUAAGCAUAUGUCAAGCAGCUUAUGCUAUUCAGGCACGUAGCGACAAGGAGCAACCACAGACAGUCGUUUCCGGAACGGCUGUUCAGUCCGUUGUUCCUCUACAGGCGGCAGCUCCACAAGCUCAAGCAAGUGCUCAUUCAGACUUCAAUCCUUUGGGACCGCUUGUGAUGUGCUCGUUUCUGCCACGCGACUUUCUGGACUGCAAGGAACCCAUCGAUUAUCGUAAUAACAAAACUGCAAAGGCGGAAAAGGGUUAUGGAUGUUUACGUUUUGGUGGAUCCACCUACGAGGAAGUGGAACACACAAAAGUGCAGUGCACCGUUUUUCCGGACAUUGAAUGCUAUGGCCCGCGCACAUUCGAUCGAGAUGGUGUGCCCUGCGUGCGCUAUACGGACCACUACUUUGUGACUACCCUUAUCUACAGCAUGCUUCUUGGCUUUCUGGGCAUGGACCGUUUCUGUCUUGGACAAACGGGGACGGCUGUGGGCAAGUUGCUGACGAUGGGCGGUGUCGGUGUCUGGUGGAUCAUUGAUGUCAUAUUGCUAAUUACAAAUAAUUUGCUGCCUGAAGAUGGCAGCAAUUGGAAUCCGUAUGUUUAAAUGUAUUCUUCCAGUGAUA
This is a messenger RNA of Scaptodrosophila lebanonensis, 666 nucleotides long. RefSeq names its product TM2 domain-containing protein CG11103 (gene amrt). The transcript has a single exon. Lineage: Eukaryota; Metazoa; Arthropoda; Insecta; Diptera; Drosophilidae. The coding region runs from base 6 to 647 and encodes 213 amino acids. The record is from RefSeq and is a predicted model, not a curated record.